Perca flavescens (yellow perch) is the source of this 399-nucleotide messenger RNA. RefSeq names its product cocaine- and amphetamine-regulated transcript 3 (gene cart3). The record is from RefSeq and is a predicted model, not a curated record. Gene Ontology annotation, biological process: negative regulation of appetite; cellular response to starvation; G protein-coupled receptor signaling pathway. The transcript is spliced from 3 exons. Gene Ontology annotation, molecular function: neuropeptide hormone activity. Bases 1 to 384 code for a protein of 127 amino acids. NCBI's taxonomy places the organism in Eukaryota, Metazoa, Chordata, Actinopteri, Perciformes, Percidae.
AUGCUGCCGCGCAUCGGGACCAUGCAGACCACCUCCAGGAUGCUCAGCGGCGCGCUCCUUUGCGCGCUGCUGCUGCUUUCCAGCACCGCUGGAGCCCAAGUGUUGGACACCGAGUCCGAAGAGGAGCUGAGCCCCAGAGCCCUGCGGGACUUCUACCCAAAAGGUCCGAACCUGACCAGCGAGAAGCAGCUGCUCGGAGCUCUCCACGAAGUUCUUGAAAAGCUGCAGGCUAAACGGCUGCCUCUAUGGGAAAAGAAAUUUGGCCAAGUCCCGACGUGUGAUAUCGGGGAGCAGUGCGCCGUGAGGAAAGGGGCGCGGAUCGGCAAGAUGUGCGACUGUCCCCGGGGAGCUAUCUGCAACUUUUUCCUGCUGAAGUGCUUAUGAGCCUCGCCGGAUCUG